Molecule: messenger RNA, 1204 nt
Organism: Syzygium oleosum
Lineage: Eukaryota; Viridiplantae; Streptophyta; Magnoliopsida; Myrtales; Myrtaceae
Product: glutathione S-transferase F9-like
Exons: 3
Coding region: 297-944 (215 amino acids)
Cellular component (GO): cytoplasm
Molecular function (GO): glutathione binding; glutathione transferase activity
Source: RefSeq, a predicted model, not a curated record
GGGAAUCGGGUCGUGAUUUGGUGGGUUGGUUCAUUGAAGAUAACGUGGGCAACUUCCUUUGAUGCUCUGAUGCAGAGCGUUUCUUUAUAAGGCGAAGAGACACCCGGUUGGAGAGACCCAUCGAGAAGCGACAAGGAGGGAGGCCGGGUCGUGAUUUGGUAGGUUGGUUCCUUGAAGAUGACGUGGGCAACUUCGUUCGAUGCUCUGAUGCAGAGCGUCUCUUUAUAAGCCGAAGAGACGCACAGCGGGAGAGACCCAUCAAGAAGCGACAAGGAGAGAGAGAGAGAGAGAGAGAAAUGGUGGUGAAGGUGUACGGGCCUGACUACGCGUCGCCGAAGCGAGUGCUGGUGUGCCUAAUCGAGAAGGGCGUCGAGUUCGAGACCGUCCCUAUCGAUCUCUUCAAGGGCGAGCACAAAGCCCCCGAGUUCGUGAAGCUCCAGCCCUUCGGAUCAGUUCCUGUGGUUCAAGAUGGCGACUACACUCUUUUCGAAUCGCGGGCCAUCAUAAGGUAUUAUGCCGAGAAAUACAAGCACCAAGGGACCGACCUGCUGGGGAAGACAAUAGAGGAGAGGGGGCUUGUUGAGCAGUGGCUCGAAGUCGAGGCCCAGAACUUCCAUCCGCCAAUCUUCGACCUCGUCCUCAAAAUUGUCUUCGGCCCAUUUAAGGGACUUACCCCGGAUCCGAAGCUGCUCCAAGAGAGCGAGGACAAGCUCUGUAAGGUUCUGGAUGUCUAUGAGGAGAGGCUGUCGAAGAGCAAGUACCUGGCGGGGGAUUUUGUCAGCCUCGCCGACCUGAGCCACCUCUCAGUCACCCAGUACUUGGUGGGCAAGAUGGGGAAGGAGAACCUGAUAAGGGACCGGAAGAAUGUUUGCGCAUGGUGGAAUGAUAUCUCGAGCAGGCCUUCCUGGAAGAAGGUCCUCGAGCUCUGGCCCGGUCUGUAUUAGGGCCGUUUUAUUAGGCGUGCCGGGUGCGCCCGAGUCCUCGAUCUGAAUCGGCGGAUUUGGGCGAUCAAAUAAGCUUUUGUUGAGUCUGGUUUGUGAAGGUCAUGUGUAAAAGUGGGAUCACUCCAGUAACUGAUCCUGUUGUGGACCUCUUUGGUGUUGUACACGGGGGUGUCGUGUCUUGUCGGGCCAUGUAUGCGGCUAAUUAGUACUAUGCUAGCAACUUUGGUGAAAUAAAAAUAUAACCCACCUACUUAAGUCAA